AUGCGGCACCAUCAGUCGACCAAAACAUCCAGCAGAUCCGCCACCGGUGGGGGUGUUGGUGGCGUUGCAACGGACACGUCAUCGGUCAGUCCGAACACCUCCAACGAGAAUCUCUUGACAGUGCGAAUUCGGCCGAGUCCAGAGGGCCAAUACGGCUUUAACGUGUGUGGUGGGGUUGAUUACAAAAGACCUGUCAUCGUGAGCCGAGUUGGUGACAACUUGCCUGCUGGUGCUGCCUCUCCUCGUCUGCAUCGUGGCGAUCAGAUCAUCCGUAUCAAUGAUCGGGACAUCUCCGGCUAUACUCAAGAACAGGUGAUCAAUUCCAUCCAGAAGGCUGCUAAAAGUCGUACGGGUUAUUUGGAGCUGGUUGUGAAACCUGAUGCAAAUUACCUGGAGGACGAUGUGAUGGACGAUCAGACGACUGACAGUGAAGAUGCACCACCACGUCCACCCAAGGCUAGCGCCACGGAAACACCUGCUGGCAUGUGGCUGCCAUCCAACUCCUCCUCCCAACGUCUCGAUGUGUCACCUUCCAAUCACCAUUAUCGCCGUUGCCAAUCACAACAACCACAACAUCAGCAGCAAUUUCAAAUGGGACCGCCUACAUCACUUCCCAAACCGCGAAUCAACAGCUACGGCACUGUCCGCGAUAAAUCGACCUCUGGAAUGGGCCUGAGGAAAGCCCUAACCUCGGGCACAGAGUCAUUGUACCUCUCCAUAAGAGACAUUGAAAAUGGAUUGGCUGAUGGUUCGCUUGUUCGAAAAUUUGAGAAAUUGGAACAAGGUGACCCACAUGCCACAACACUUGACGCCCAAACAAAUGGCCGCAAAAAUCGCUACCGUGAUAUCUCUCCCUAUGAUCACACUCGAGUGAAAAUUUUGGGCGCAGACGGCGAUUACAUAAACGCGAGCUUUAUUGAGAUGACGAUUCCCAAAGCGGUGUUGCGAAAAUACAUCGCCUCGCAGGGCCCCUUGAAGACCACCUGCGCUGACUUUUGGCAGAUGUGCUGGGAGCAUGACAGUGAACUCAUUGUGAUGCUCACUGAUGUGGGAGAACAGGGCAGAGAGAAGUGUCACAAAUACUGGCCAAACGAAAACGAGACAUUUGAGUUCGCUUGGAUUCAUCCGAAAUCCUCUAAAAUCUCCACCUCCCCGUCGGACAAAUGCAUUCAACUGCGAGUUUCCAACAUUAAAGAAGAGGAGAAGGGAAACACAGCUUACAGGGAGUUCCAGGUGCAGAGAAGUGUCACUACGAUUAAAGACGCUACCACCGCGGGCUUGUCUCUCAAACCCAAUAAAACGAACACCAUCAGCUUCUCCAGGGAGAAGGGACCCUCCGUAUUAAACGGAGCGGAGGUGCGUCGAAUUGUCCAGCUGCAGUAUAUCAGAUGGCCCGACCAUGGGGUGCCCAGCAACUGUACCGACCUGAUUGCUUUUGUUGAACGGAUGCGGGAACUGCGUGAUCGUGGCAAGUCUACCUGCGCCGUCGUCCACUGCUCCGCCGGCAUUGGGCGCACCGGCGUGGUUAUUCUCCUCGACACGGCCAUGGACAUGAUUCGCGCCCAAUCACCGGUCAGACCAAUUGAAAUGGUCAGAGAGAUGCGCAUGUUCCGAAAAAGGCUCGUUCAAACGCCGGCCCAAUUCCAAUUUGUAUGCGAGGCUAUCGUGAAGUACCAUUCCGACACUAUGCUCAAACGAUCUCCAAUAAAGAAGAGCUGA
This is a messenger RNA of Echinococcus granulosus, 1719 nucleotides long. RefSeq names its product Tyrosine-protein phosphatase non-receptor type 4. Gene Ontology annotation, biological process: protein dephosphorylation. Bases 1 to 1719 code for a protein of 572 amino acids. Gene Ontology annotation, molecular function: protein binding; protein tyrosine phosphatase activity. The record is from RefSeq and is a predicted model, not a curated record. NCBI's taxonomy places the organism in Eukaryota, Metazoa, Platyhelminthes, Cestoda, Cyclophyllidea, Taeniidae. The transcript is spliced from 9 exons.